AUGCUGCCGUACCUGUUCCCUGAGCUGUCCACCUUUGCUACAGUCGCCGAUCUUAUCACCCACCUUCGCACUAGUGAUGCCCGCCUGCGUGCCGCCCUUCCCACUGAGUUCUGCGCUAAGAAUCCCCCUCCACUGUACUGGACACUCCACUUCAUAGUCACCCGUCUCCCUGACACCCUCAGCUCAGUUCGAGACCACUUCCUUGCUCGCUGUCCCACUGAGCUCACAGUCGCCCUCCUAGAGGAGCACCUGCUAGCGGCCGAAAAGAGCAUUGUAGCUGUCGGUGCUGCUCGUGGCGCUCCUCGCACCCCCAUCUUUGAGGGGUGUUCUCCCUCUCCCCUCGCUCCCUCCUACGCUACUGCUGCUGCUGUUGACUUCCUUGGUGCUGAGUCUGCUGGCGCUGCUUCUGCUCCUGGUGGGAGGCGCCGCACCGGCAAGGGCAAGGGGGGCAAGGGUGGCGGGGGUGGCGCUGGGGGGGGAGGAGGUGGGGGAGGUGGGGGGGGAGGCGGUGCUGGAGGGAGCGGUGGCGGGAGCGCUGGUGGGAGUGGGGUCGGCGGUGGAGGCGGGGGCGGCGGAGGGAGCGGUGGCGGUGGUGGCGGCGGCGGCGGUGGCGGCGGCGGCGGCGGCAGUGGCGGUGGCGGCGGUGGCGGUCGGAGCGGUGGUAGUGGUGGCGGCGGAGGUCGGAGUGGAGGCACUGGCUCGGGCCAGAGCUCCCAGCAGCAGCAGCGUCCCCAGACGACCCAGCAGCUUCGUGAGUGGCUUGCUCAGCGUGGGACGUCGGGGGGCAGUGGCCGCUGUUCCUAUGUCAUUCGCACAGGUGACCGCAAGGGGCAGACGUGUGGGAGGUUCCACACCCAGUACCGCUGCUUCUCCCGCCUUGACGACGCUUGGCGUGAGGAGAUGGGCGAGGAUGUUGAGCGCCCCCGCUGGGCUGAGCUGAUGAGGGCUGGUGUUGAUAUCUUUGCUCUUGACUAUGAUGCUAUUAUUGCUGCCAUAUAUGCAUUGACUGUUAGUGCCGAGGGAGACUGUUACUUGUGUGUGCCGCCUGACCCAGGUAUAGAGCCCGCUGCCCUGGCCACUAGUGAGUCUGCUCUCUCUGGUAUGGUGCCCCCUGUACUUGCUCCCUCCAGUGCUGUCCCCGCUGUUUGCGAGUCUGCUCUCUCAGGUACAGCACCCACAGAGACUGCUCUCUCAGGUACCGCACCGGCUGAGGCCUGUCACACCUUCACCCUUGACUCAGUCCUUGCCCAGUCCACCACUGUCCUCCCUUGUCCGGCGGUUCCGUCUGGCUCGUUGUCGGGUUUCCACCUCCCCUCGUUCUCGACGAACCUGGUGAGCAACGCUGUCAUCCAGGAUCAGUGGGUUGACACCUUUACCCCUGGAGGACAGCGUGUGGCGAUCUGCACGUGCUCCAGGACCGGCCGUCACCUGGCUACGUUCACCCGUCGACCAGGGUCGAGUCUCUACACACUGACACACUGUCCACUGCGUCUCCUCAGGUCCCUCCUCCUCCCUCCCCUCCCUGCCUCGCCUGCGCCGCCUUGCCUUCCUUGCGUCGAGGGGCGGCAGCGCGCCGCUCCUCACUCCUCCUCGUUCCCCCCGACAGAGGCUCCUCUGCAGACCCUCCACCUGGACGUGUGGGGCCCAGCCCGCGUUCGUGGCCAGGGCGGUGAGCGGUACUUUUUGCUGGUUGUUGACGACUACUCGCAUUACACCACGGUCUUCCCCUUGCGCACCAAGGGUGAGGUCCCUGCUGUUCUGAUCCCUUGGAUCCGCACAGUUCGUCUCCAGCUCCGCCGCCGUUUCCGGACGGAUCUUCCUUUCCUGCGUCUGCACUCUGACAGAGGUGGUGAGUUUUCCUCCGAUCUCUUGAGGACCUUCUGUCAGGCGGAGGGCAUCGAGCAGACCUUCACGCUUCCGGACUCCCCACAGCAGAAUGGGGUUGCUGAGCGCCGCAUUGGCCUGGUCAUGGAGGUCGCUCGUACCUCCUUGGUUCACGCGGCGGCUCCCCAUUUUCUGUGGCCGUUUGCUGUCCGGUACGCCGCGCAUCAACUCAACCUCUGGCCCCGUGUCUCCUUGCCGGAGACCUCGCCCACACUGCGUUGGACGGGGGAGGUUGGCGAUGCGUCGCGCUUCCGGGUGUGGGGUGCUCGUGCCCUUGUCCGCGAUACGUCCGCGGACAAGCUCUCCUCCCGCACACUUCCCUGUGUCUUCCUGGGCUUUGUCCCUGACGCGCCGGGCUGGCAGUUUUACCACCCCACCUCGCGCCGGGUCUUCGCCUCUCAGGACGUCACCUUUGACGAGUCGACCCCCUUCCCCCUCAGGGUCCUGCUCCUUCAGGUUUCUCAGGUCGACCCUCCUCCCGUCGCUGAGCCUGUCGAGGUCACAGGUGACUCAGGUGCUGCUGCAGGUGGUGCUGCUGGGAGUGCUGAGCCUGGGGGUGCUGAGCCUGCGGGUGCUGGGCCUGGGAGUGCUGGGACUGCGGGUGCUGGAGCUGAGGGUACUGUGCCUGAGAGUUCGGCGCCUGGGGGUGCUGAGCCUGGGGGUGCUGCGACUGGGGGUGCUGAGCCUGCGUGUGCGGAGUCUGGGGUGCUGAGUCUGGGGGUGCUGCGCCUGCGGUCUCUCACGCCGCAGCAGCUUCGUGACUGGUACGUCCGGCGCUUUCGCCGUCCUAGUGGCUCGGCUGGAGUUGGGGGUGCUGGAGCUGCUCGUCCUGGGGGUGCUCGUACUGGGGGUACUGGAGCUGCCGGGACUGGUCGUUCUGGGAGCACUACGACUGGAGCUGCUGGAGCUGGGGACUCUGGAGCUGGCGGUACUAGUGGAGUUGGAGCUGCCGACUCUGGGGGUGCUCUUCCUAGCGGUGCUGCGGACCCUGGGGGUGGUGCUGCUGCUGGUGCUGCGGACCCACCUGGUGGGCCUGCUGCUGGAGCUGAGGACCCGAGCGGUGGCGCUGCUGCUGGUGCUGGGGACCCGGACGUUGGAGCUCCUGCUGGUACUGAGGACCCGGCCGCUGGAGUCUCUUCUGCUUCUGCGAGCGCUGGCGCGGCCGCGGCCGUACUUCGUACCGCUCCUUCAGCAGGAGGUCUUACAGAGCGUCGUGAGCCUGAGUCUCGUCCUGCGUCGCCUGUUCGCACUGCUCGCACUGGUCGUCGUGUCCGUCGUGAGCGUCCUCCUCCUGUCCCAGGCACUCACUACAUGACUCUGCGUCCCUCUACUGCUCCUCAGCGUGUCCCUCUACCGUCUCCUCCUGCGUCCUCUUUGCCUGACGUUCCGGACCCUGAGUCUGACCGGUAUCGUGCUGAGCACCCUACUGUCACGCGUCUCCUAGCUACUGUUUUCACUGACCCUACCUUUGAGUCCUCGGCUGCGUCUGCUCUAGUCGCUGAGUUGGUUGACUUUGCUGCUGCCUGUCGUCUAGACUACGCUGCUAGCCUUGUUGCUGAGCCUGCGCAGGAGGACUUUGACUCUCUCGCGGCUGCUGUACCUCAUCUCGUGGCCUGGUUGCUUGCCCCUGAGGGAGACCCGGAUGCACUAGACAUCCCCACUCCGCGCACUUACGCAGAGGCGAUCUCGGGUCCCUACUCCUCUCAGUGGCAGACAGCCAUGGACGCAGAGAUGGCAUCCUGGAAGUCCACAGGCACCUACGUCGACGAGGUUCCCCCUCCUGGGGCGAACAUCGUCGAUGGCAUGUGGAUUUUCAGGGUGAAGCGGCCGCCAGGUUCUCCGCUUGUCUUCAAGGCUCGUUACGUUGCUAGAGGCUUCAGGCAGCCUGCACGAGGAGAUCUGGCUGCGCCGCCCACCUGGCUUUACUGGUCGUUUCCUCCUGGUACCCAGUGGAGCCUCCGCCGGCCAGUCUACGGUCUCCGCCAGGCGCCACGUGAGUGGCACGACACACUGAGGACUACACUUGCGGCUCUUGGGUUCGCGCCGUCUACUGCUGACCCGUCGCUGUUUCUGCGCACAGACACGUCGCUGCUGCCGUUCUACAUUCUCGUGUACGUCGACGACUUGGUCUUUGCUACUGCUGACACUGAGGCACUCGCUCGUGUGAAGUCGGAGCUGCAGAAGAGACACACCUGCACUGACCUGGGUGAACUGCGUAGCUACCUUGGCUUGCAGAUCACCCGGGACAGAGCUCGCCGCACCAUCACCCUGACUCAGUCACACAUGGUGCAGCAGGUCCUUCAGCGCUUCGGCUUCCAUUUCUCCUCACCACAGGCCACACCUCUGGCUACCAGCCACUCGCUCUCAGCUCCACCUUCGGACGAGUCCGUAGAGCCGAGUGGCCCGUACCCAGAGCUUGUAGGCUGCCUCAUGUACCUGAUGACUUGCACGCGACCUGACCUCGCGUACCCUCUUAGCAUCCUUGCUCGUUACGUUGCACCUGGGAGACACAGGCGAGAGCACUGGGAGGCUGCUAAGAGGGUGCUGCGUUACUUGUGCAGUACAUCAGGCAUGGGGCUGGUGCUUGGAGGACACGACAGAGUUGUCCUCACUGGUCACUCGGACGCUUCUUGGGUGGACGACCUGGCUACGCAGCGGUCGUCAAAGGGUUACACCUUCAGCCUUGGCUCUGGUUCUGUCUCGUGGCGGUCCACCCGCUCUUCCUCUGUUCUCGGCUCUAGUUGUGAGGCUGAGAUCUACGCCACAGCCAUGGCUGCACAGGAGUUACGCUGGCUCACCUACCUGCUGACUGACUUGGGAGAGCGGCCUAGUUCUCCUCCAGUUCUGUACGGUGACAACAAGGCGGCUCUUGCCUUGUGUCAGGAGCACAGAGUGGAGCACAGGACAAAGCACAUUGCUCUUCGCUACUUUCUUGCUCGAGAGCUUCAGCAGCGCGGUCAGCUUCGGCUUGUGUACGUGGACUCGAAGGCCAACACUGCUGAUAUCUUCACCAAGGCGCUCCCGCCUAGUGAUCAUCAGCGGCACUGUACUUCUUUAGGCCUUGUGUCCACGUUUCCUCACUUGCUCACUGCUUGA
This is a messenger RNA of Closterium sp. Yama58-4, 4980 nucleotides long. NCBI's taxonomy places the organism in Eukaryota, Viridiplantae, Streptophyta, Zygnematophyceae, Desmidiales, Closteriaceae. The record is from the annotation of a GenBank genome assembly.